AUGUCUUCCCGAGCUUUAAGAAAGCUCCAGAAACUUCAAGAACAAGAACAUGCAAAUGAUUCACCGGAUGAGCUGGAUGACAAUUUGCACAGCUUACAUAGUUUCCAAAAACUACAACCUAAAUUCAAUGCGUUUGACUUGCUAGAGAGCCAGGAUGCAGAAGACAAAUCCGAUUCAGAGACCUCAAUCCCGGAGCCGAUUCAGACGCCAGAAAAGCCUUCUACUCCUUCAAAACCCCUGGAUACUAAGAAAAGGAAGAAAAAGAAAAAAGGUGUCAAGAAAGCAGCAAGUCCUAUAGAGUCCAAACCCACUGCUGUCCCCCCUGCGGAAGAGUCGGAACUGGAUGAGAUUGACCUCGCAUUAAAAGCUUUGUCUGCCAAACAGCCAUUGCGAAAUGACGUCGCGCCACUGGACUCGGACCAGAAUUCAUGGCGCACUGAAUUUGGAUGUCCAUCUGAGGAACCUAAUGAACUUCUUGCAAUCGAUCCGCGACGCCUCAAUGCAAUCAACGAGAUGAAAAAGUUAUUCGGCAAUGUGGUGUUAGAAAGUACCAACGAAGCUUCUAGUGCAGGAGCAGGGCGAAGAAACAGAAAUCAACAUCUGGAUCUUGGACGGGCGCUGAUGGGGCGUUAUAACCCUGUGAGUCGUGGGCAGGAUCUUGCGGGAGCGACGCUGCGUAAAAAUGUCUUGAUGCAGGCAAAGGAUGAAUGGCCGCGGGCGACCAGCGGAGGACUUGGGAUGGAGGUAGUGCAGAGCCUUCACUCCGACAGAGCGGAAUAUAAACUCGUUCAUAACAAAGCUUACGAGGAUGCUCAAAGGCAGUUUGACCUGUGUGUUGAGUCGAUGGAACCGGAGAGAAUGAUACACCAUCUGCAAUACAAUCCGUACCACAUCUCAAGCCUGUUACAAGUCUCCGAGAUUGCCAAACAUCAAGGCGACCAUGCAGUCUCAGGAGAUCUCCUCGAAAGAGCGUUGUUUACUAUUGGCCGCUCGGUCCACUCCUCAUUUAGCACUCGCUUAAAACAAGGGAAAUCACGAUUGAACUUUAACAUUGCCGCCAACCGUGAAUUUUGGCUUUCAGGCUGGAGAUAUAUCAAGAAUUUGGAGAUGAAAGGUACAUUGAAAACCGCGUACGAGUGGGCAAAGCUACUCCUAAGCCUGGACCCCGGGGAUCCGUACUCCAUCAAUUUGAUAAUUGAUUCUCUAGCUAUCAGAGGACGAGAGCAGGAUCAUUUCAUCAAACUAUGCUCUCAUCCGUAUUUUAGUAAACGUUGGCAGAACUUUCUUAAUAUCCAAUGCUCACUUGCGCUGGCCUAUCUUCUCCAAGGGAAACCCGUCGAAUGUCGUUCACAGUUGCGGAAGGUGAUGUCUCAUUACCCCUGGGUAUUUUGCCGUUUAUUUCAGGAACUCAAUAUCGAGCCCAUACCGAAGUCCAUAUGGGCAGUGCAGCCUCCCAACGAAACGCACUGCUUGUUUUGCGAACUCUACAUUGCGAGAGCUAAGGAUAUCUGGAAUACCCCUGAGGCAAUCUCUGUUCUCGUCGAGGUUGCAGACACUCUUACUAAAUCUAAAGAGGAAGUACAAUCUCCUGAGAUCACACUGGAUAUUGCUCGUCAUGUCCUGUUGUCAGAUAUUCCGUCAGUCACCACGCAUCUGCCUCACCACUUUUCUGCGGAACGAAUGUCGGCCUCAGACCCCCUGCCGCCAGGCCCGCAGAUGGAUUUGUCGCUAAAUACGCAUCCCGUGAGGAUAUUUGACGACGCAAGACAGUUAUUCGGGCUCCCUGGAGAAGAGGCCAUUGGCGAUGUCGAGAACGAGCCGGAGGAUUCUGAGGAUGAAGAACCACCAGAUCGACGUCCAACUGAUGGUGAUGGUGAUGAGGUUGAAGAUCAAGCUGAUGAUGAUUUAUCAUCUCCUGAGGAAUAUCUUUUCAACCGUGGGCUACAAGAUUUGCAAGACUUUUUACUGGUAAAUGGGGUAGAUCGGGGGAAUUGGAAUGCUGAUGAUGACUUAAAUCCAGUGACCGUUUGGGUUAGAAGACUACGUCGACUAGACCGGGAGGUCUGGGAUUCUGUUAUACGCGAUGCAGCAGCCGAACUCGACUCACCCCUAGUCGCUGAUAUACUCUUGGAUGAGUUGCAAUUGCAGGAAGAUGUAAAUCGUUGA
Paracoccidioides brasiliensis Pb18 is the source of this 2166-nucleotide messenger RNA. RefSeq lists its product as uncharacterized. The coding region runs from base 1 to 2166 and encodes 721 amino acids. Gene Ontology annotation, cellular component: RQC complex. The transcript has 2 exons. The record is from RefSeq and is a predicted model, not a curated record. Gene Ontology annotation, biological process: rescue of stalled cytosolic ribosome; ribosome-associated ubiquitin-dependent protein catabolic process.